CUGACCAUGCUCUCCAAAGGAGGAGUGUGCGGGGCGAGGGGUGGAAUCCAGUGAUUCUCAGCCCAUAGGAAUUCCUGCCCUCCCUCUCCUCUGGCCGCCUGGCCUGUCUGGCUGGGCACUGCCCUCCCCCUCACUGCCCGCCUGUCCCCUGGGCGGCUUGGGCGCCACCGCGACUGUCCCCAGCCCGCCUCGCAGCCCGGCCAAAGAGCGGCGUGACCCGAGGCGCUGCCACAGCCCCCGGCCUGCCGGGGGUAUAAAGCGCGUCUGGCCCAGCCUGCGUAGCCCUGCCAGCCGGCCGAGGUGUGCACAUGGCCCGGGGCGCGGGGCGCGGGCGCGGGGCGGCGGGCUGCGGACUGCGCAGCGCGCUGGCGGCCCUGGCCGUGCUCUCGGCACUCAACGCGGCCGGCACGGUGUUUGCGCUGUGCCAGUGGCACCGGCUCCGCGCGGCGCUGCGGGAGCUGGAGGCUGAGCGUGGCGAGGACGCGGCCGUGCGCGCCUUCCUCAGAGAGCUGCAUCUGGCGCGGGACCGGAACCCCGACGCCCACCCCGACCCCGACCCAGAACCUGACCCUGGCCCUGACUCUCUCAGCGCGGCGCGCGCCAAGCGCAGCCAUGGGGAGCCCGCGCCGGCCCUGCGCGCCCAGAGCCAGGACACGCUGAUGUUGAUGACCUACUCCAUGGUGCCGAUCCGAGUGAUGCUGGACCUGUGCAACAGCACCAAAGGCAUCUGCCUCACAGGACCACCUGGCCCACCAGGACCUCCGGGAGUCAGUGGAUUACCAGGACACAAUGGAACUGAUGGACAGCCUGGACCCCAGGGCCCAAAGGGCGAAAAAGGAGCAAACGGAAAAAGAGGAAAAAUGGGGCUGGCUGGAGCUACAGGAAAUCCAGGGGAGAAAGGCGAGAAGGGAGACCCUGGUGAACUGGGCUUGCCUGGAAAUGAGGGUCCCCCAGGGCCGAAGGGCGAGAAGGGGGACAAAGGAGAUGUGUCCAAUGACCUGUUGCCGGCAGGUGCCAAAGGUGACCAAGGCCCCCCCGGCCCACCUGGGCCCGCAGGCCCUCCCGGCCCGCCCGGGCCCCCUGGAAGCAGAAGAGCCAAGGGCCCUCGGCAGCCAAACUCGUUCACUGGCCAGUGCUCAGGUGAGACAUGUGCUGUACCAAAUGAUGACACCCUGGUGGGAAAAGCGGAUGAGAAAGGCAGCAACCAGAACGCCCCACAAGCAGAAUCCCUGAUCGCUUCCAUUGGAAACCCAACGCAAGUCCUGAAAGUGACAGAGACGUUUGGGACGUGGAUAAGAGAGUCUGCCAACAGGAGCAAUGACCGGAUCUGGGUGACCGAACAUUUCUCAGGCAUCCUGGUGAAGGAGUUCCAGGACCGGGCCUCGCUCCUGAACGGCAGCUACUCCUCUGUCCUGCUGCCAUCCUACUUCCACGGUUGUGGGCACGUGGUCCACAAUGGUGCCCUCUACUACCACAAAGGCGGCUCCAACACCAUCGUAAGGUUUGAAUUUGGCAAAGAAACAUCCCAAACACUGAAGCUGGAGAACGCCUUGUAUUUCGAUCGGAAAUACCUUUUCACAAAUUCCAAGACUUACUUCAACCUCGCCGUCGAUGAGAAGGGCCUUUGGGUCAUCUACGCAUCCAGCGUGGACGGCUCGAGCGUGGUUGUCGCGCAGCUGGAGGAGAAGACAUUCUCCGUGGCGCAGCUCAUCAACACCACAUACCCCAAGUCCAAGGCCGGCAACGCCUUCAUAGCGCGGGGCAUCCUCUACGUCACGGACACCAAGGACAUGAGGGUCACGUUUGCCUUUGAUUUGUUAGCAGAGAAACCAAUCAACGUGAACUUUAGCUUAAGAACGUCCCAGGCCGUCCUUGCCAUGUUAGCAUACAACAUGCGCGACCAGCACCUGUAUUCGUGGGAGGACGGUCACCUAAUGCUUUACCCCGUGCGGUUCUUGUCAGCUACAUUAAACCAGUGACCUGCUGCUCCCCUGUCCCCUGGGCGUCCAGCAGAGGAUCUCAGGACCAGUGCUUUCACCACAGAAAAUCUGUCUUUCAGGGUAGCUGACAUUCAGAACAAGGUUUCAUGGCCUGAGCAUUUGUGUGGUGGGGGAGGCUCCUUCCGGGGCAGAUUGCUGAGUGAGCCAGCGGCAGGCUGGAAGUUGAAAUGGCUGAGGCUCGGCUGGUGGGCUCACCGUCCUGGCUUUGGAUUCCCCAUCAGUCACAGCAGCAGCUAGCUGGGAUAACUGUGUCAUAUCCCUACUUGUAGGAAAUUCUGAUUCUCGGCUGUUACUGUCCUCACAACUUCCACAUAUCUGUUCUGUUUUGUUUCUUUAGCCACAGUGAGCUGGUUUGCCUUUGAGCUGAUAGUCCCUGCUGUCUGAGCAGUGAGUUCCAUAUUGGAUUAGUACCUGGGGCAGGUACGUGGGCUCUAAAGCGCCAGGGUAACCAUAGUGUACCACUUCUCGACAUGCACUCUGCUGACACAGAAUGUCCUUAGCUCCUGAUUGCAGCUCUGAGAUCAGCAAAAGCCAGAGAGCUACGUGCUCUGCUUACUCAGUGAAACACAAUCAGGCUUCGCAGGGUCCUGUCGGUUUCUGAUGCUGUUGCUCUGGCCCUGAGGGUUGUAAAUGCUGGAUCCUUGGGUCGUUCUGCAGUGACAGAUCCCUUCAGAGCAGUAAACCUGCAUCGAGGUGGUGGGCAGUUUUCGGAAGAGAGGCGCCUUUGUACUCUGUGUCUGGAGCAAGGCUGGGCCAGCUGGCUCCAGGGCCAAAGCCAGCCGCUCGCCAGGUGAAUGCAGCAUUACUAGUGUGCAGCCAUGUGGGUGGUAGUCCUCUCUUCCUUCCACUGCGCAGACAGCAGCAGAGGUGAGAGGUGGCAGCAGAGACCACAGUACACUGUGCUGUGGAGGACAGAAUGUGCCUGAUUCUCGGUGGCCUCACCACAACCUGCUUUGUUUUGUACCGACUGAGACAUAGCAUUCUGUCCCGCUGGGUCCUGGCAGAAGAGGCAGAGAUGGCAGGACGUGUGUGGCGCCCUCUGACAGGGUCCAGUGUCCCUUGCUUCCAAGCACACCGCAACAGUGUGCCUCCUACCAGCUCGGCUCUUCAGGCAUCCUUCAGCCCAGCACAGAGUGCCAGGCGGAGCAGAGAAAGAGCUGGGACCAGGAAGGGCCUGGGGUUGCCCUGCAGUGAGGUGGUCAGCAGCUUGCCCAUGCACGCAGUGUGCCAUAGCCUCCACUGCCUCUGUGGCCUUGCGUCCUGUUUCACACCUUACUAAUGGAAAUCUAAAAGAAAUCUAAACUUCAGGGCCGCGCUGAUUGAAAUAUUUGAAUCUGUUCAUCCCUGAAACUAGCCAGGCAGCUGCUGAUGUGUUUGCUCUCGAGUUCUCAAGAUAGUGGUGUUUGACCCUCCCAUGCUUUUGAGUUAGAGGUUCUGUCGUGCUACAUAGUUUGAAAAAAUACCUUUUUCAGGUUCACAGCCUGUAGUGAGGCAAUGUCCUGUUUGAUCAGUGUGUCUAGUGAGCGCAGGUGUUCUUCAUGGUAUUUACAUACAUGUGCUGCUGUGUCCGGGCAUCACAGCGCUAGGUGUGAGUGUAAUUUCAUAACAACUAACUGUGUAUAUAUAGCAUAGCCAAUGAACAGUUUAUUGAAUUAGCACAUAUUCCUUAUAUUCCUUUUAGGAAAAUGUUUUAACGUCACCAGUUUUGAUAUUUAAUUUUGAUAUUUGAUUGUGUAUUGGGGUUCUACUCUCCCUCUUUCUUGUGUGUGUGUGUGUGGUGUUUUUUUUUUUUUUUUUUUUUUGAAACAAGAUCUUAUACUAUGUUGCACAGGUUGGUCUCAACCUCCUAAAUUCAAGGAAUCCUCCUGCGUCAGUUUCCCCCGUAGCCAGGAUUAUGGGCUCACAACACCAUGCCGACUCCCUGGCCUCCUUAGCAGUGGGUAAUGAACUCUACAGUCACCGUUACAGAAGCUCAAACUGGGGUAUUUUUAGUUUGUAUAGUGGCAUAAGGAUGACUAUGGUUAACCAGUGUCUAAUGGGCCAGGGUUAGUAAUUGUAUGUUCUGGUUGACAGUUUGAACAGAAUUAAAAGAAUUAAGAUUUUCUUUUUUCCUGAAAACAGUACUUGGGUUUUUUAAAAACUUUGGGAUUCACUGCCAUAAACCUGGUGUCUAUAAGUCAAGACAAUGCUUCGGUGCAUAGUAUUCUAAUGUUUAAGAUGAAGCUCACAUUCUAAUAGGUAACCAAAGUUGCUUCAAAGCCCUUUGCAGAUAUCUACACUUCUGAUGUCAGAAUCAAACCAAAUAAUUCUGCAAUUUUCUGGAACCUAAAGGAGAUAGCUUCCCACGGGAAAGUAAAUAAAGCCAGCCCUGCCGACCUCAAAGCCCUGCUGGACCCUCUUUCAAAGCAUUUUUUCAAGCUGAUAAGGUGUAGAGCUGAAACUGCAGGUGGCCUGGCUUCAGGGUAUCUCUAGGUAUAGGAGUUAGAUAGGCAAUGUUGUGGGCUGAAGUUUUCAAAGGAGCAAUCGUGACCUGGGGCAUCUCCAGUCCUCCUGCCCACCAGGUCAGAAGGCAGAAGGGUCCCACACACACAGGCACAUUCUGGGCUGCCCAGGACACCUGACAGCACAGCCCCAAAGGAAGAGAGGCCACGGAGCUCUGUGGAUGUCCUCUGGCCACUUGACCUUGUGGGUCACCCCAGGAGCCUCAGAAUUCCCUGUCUCUUAAUACAGAGCCCCAGUAUAGUUCAAAUAUCAAAACUGGUGACUUUAAAACAUUUUCCUCAGAAUUCCCUGUGAUGCUGAGUGACAGAUGAAUAAUGACAAUCUAGUCAAAUUUUUUAAACUACUGUUAUUUUACCUCUUAUUAAUUUAUGUACAGUGUUUUAAAAAUUAUAACGACCCCAAACAAUAUCAAGGUGAAUAAUAUCAGUUGCUCCUCUGUAGAAACUCACGUGGGGUGGGUCCUCCUGGCUACCGAAAAACAGUCAUUGGCGUGGACAGUUUUUGCUGUCAGAAAGCCCAGAGCGUGGAAAGCUAGCAGCUAGGGCUAGAUGUGCACAGACGGAACUGCAAAGGAGGUUUGCUGAUAUACCAGCGUGACCAAGGCAACUAACCAAGGAUAAAAACGAGAUCUGUGGGCUGGGGAGAUGGCCCGGUGGCACAGCACCUGCCUGGCAAGCACGAGGUCUUGAGUUUGAUUCCUGGUACUUCGGCAGGCAGCUGAGUUAGUUAGAAAUAUUAUAGGCAGUGAGACAGGGCUAGGCCCUCAAGAGAGCCCAUGCAAACACCUUGCAGCUGCAGGGAGACAGACACCUCCUGCUGUGGGCCAGGCCUCAAGACAAAGGAUCAAAUAAGUGCAUCCACAUCCUGGGGACUGAUACUCUAAUUAGUUCCUUCUCAUCCUGGAGUCACUACCCCAUUCCUCUGGGGAAAGGUAACAGCUCCAAAAUGGCCGUUUCCUAUUUGUCCCUAAUGUAAUCAAUUUUACCUAAACUAUUGAUCUUAUUGGCUAACUAUAGUUAUGUCCCACCUUAUGCCCAUCUGCCUUGUGAGUUCCCAGUCUUCCCCACUUUGAACCCAUAAAAGUCCCUGGAAAAGACAGAGUUGGGGGCAACUCACUCAGGACCCCCUUCUGUCUCUCUUCAGACAGAGGCUUUCUGUCUUUCAAUAAAUGUAUUCUACUCUUCCCCUCUGCUGUUCUUAAAAUUCAUUCUUUGAUUUUAGAGAACAAAAGCUCACGGACAAAGUAGGUUGGGAGUUUCAUUCCCCUACAUCAAUACAAAAAAAAAAAAAAAAAAAACACCAAAAGCAAGAUAUGUGUGAGUCCGGAGCAGGGUCCUUCAUCCUCCAGAGCUUUGGUUUCAUCUGUAAAAAAUAAAGUACUAUUAUUUACCUCCCUAAA
Messenger RNA from Cavia porcellus (domestic guinea pig), 5901 nucleotides. RefSeq names its product gliomedin (gene Gldn). Lineage: Eukaryota; Metazoa; Chordata; Mammalia; Rodentia; Caviidae. The coding region runs from base 309 to 1979 and encodes 556 amino acids. Gene Ontology annotation, biological process: signal transduction. The transcript has 10 exons. The record is from RefSeq and is a predicted model, not a curated record. Gene Ontology annotation, cellular component: cell surface.